Molecule: messenger RNA, 1665 nt
Organism: Cucurbitaria berberidis CBS 394.84
Lineage: Eukaryota; Fungi; Ascomycota; Dothideomycetes; Pleosporales; Cucurbitariaceae
Exons: 8
Coding region: 1-1479 (492 amino acids)
Cellular component (GO): nucleus
Molecular function (GO): RNA binding
Source: RefSeq, a predicted model, not a curated record
AUGUCUGACGAACGCCGCCCGCGAUCGCGCUUUGAUAGCGACGACGCUGAACGCCCAGCACGUUCUCGCUUCGACACAGAGCGCCGCUCCAGGUCACCGUCGCGAAGGGAGCCCGAGUCGCAUCGCGCACGCAGCCCCAUUGCGCGCGAGGCCUCAGACAGCCCCUCGACCGCCGGCGCCACGAAGAACAAGGCUGCUGCUGCAGCGGCCGCGGCGGCUGCGAGGAUCAACGCGCAGAUCCAGGCGAAGAAGGGCAUUCAGCAUGUAGAUGUGCCGCCUAUUCGCUCUGUGCCUACUCCUCCAGUCGUCAAGUCGCCUUCUUCCAACUCGGCCGCGCAGUUGAACAGCGAGACGUACCAGCAAGACGGUGACUACAUCAAGGACAUUGAGAUCAACGAUCUCCGGAACCGAUAUACACUGACCAAAGGAGCUGUACAAAAGAGGAUCAAAGACGACACUGGCGCCGAUGUCACCACGCGAGGCGAAUACUACCCUGACAAGAACAUGGCUACUGUUACUAACCCACCUCUCUAUCUUCGUGUCACGAGCACGUCCAAGGACGGCCUGGACUUGGCUAUCAAGAUGAUCGAGGAUAUGAUGAAGGAAGACCUCCCUAACCUCGUAGAUGAACGUCGGUUCCGUCGCCGCGAACCAGAGAACUUUGAGCAGAAAAUCUCCGUAGGUCUUGAACCCAUUAGCGGCUUUAAUCUACGAGCUCAGGUCGUUGGCCGUGGUGGCGACAACGUCAAAUACAUUCAACAGGAGACAAGUUGCAAAGUCCAAAUCAAGGGCCGUGGCUCAGGCUUCAUGGAGCCCCAGUCUGGCCAAGAGAGCGAUGAGCCUAUGUAUCUCCACAUUGCUGGUCCCCGUCCCGAAGGUGUAGCACAAGCGAAGCACCUCUGUGAAGAGCUCCUCGAAAAGGUAAAGACAGACUAUCAAGCAUUCAAGGACCGCCCGCCGCCAAACCGCUACGGCGAUAGGGACGGCCACUCAAAUGGACGACCAGGAUAUGGUGACCGUGGCGAUCGAGGCGAUCGCGGCGGCGACCGUGACCGAAGCCAGAGCUACGGAUACGGUGGCGGAGGAGGUCAUGGCGGUCAUGGUGGCCACAAUGGCCACGCAGCUCAGGACCCGGUCAUGUCUCCUAUAGCUGCAACACCGACCGAUCCGAAUGCUCAAGCAACCGACUACAACGCUCACCUUCAGUGGGCCGCCUACUAUCAGGCAAAUCCGGAAUCAGAUCCCUAUGCUGCUUACGGUGGUUAUGCAGCAGUUAUGGCUCAAUAUUCGCAGGGUUACGGCCAGUACUACGGACAAGCUUAUUCAACGCAGUCUCCUGCUCCUGGUGCUGGAGGUGCUGCACCACCACCACCUUCAGAGCCUGCUCCACCGGGUUAUGGUGCUGCUCCUCCUCCGCCGCCUCCUGCCGGAUCGCCUCCCGGCGGUUACAGCGCGGUCCCACCACCGCCUGGUUUGUAAGUGCUUGAAAACGACUAUAGUUACGCACUUACAGCAGCCCCCCUUCUACUUGACCUCUUUGAAUGAGCUCUUAGUUCGAUCCUUUCUAUAUCAACUGAUGUAGAUACAAUGGUUUCAGGCCCUUCCUUACGUGCUUUGGUACGAUCUAUCCAUUCGUCACCACCUAGCCAUGCAGAUUGGACUCGC